Sphaerulina musiva SO2202 is the source of this 3025-nucleotide messenger RNA. RefSeq lists its product as uncharacterized. The coding region runs from base 144 to 2822 and encodes 892 amino acids. NCBI's taxonomy places the organism in Eukaryota, Fungi, Ascomycota, Dothideomycetes, Mycosphaerellales, Mycosphaerellaceae. Gene Ontology annotation, molecular function: S-adenosylmethionine-dependent methyltransferase activity. The record is from RefSeq and is a predicted model, not a curated record. The transcript has a single exon.
CAUUUCUGCGUUCUGGGUGUGUUUCCUGUUACUUACUCUCCUUUGUUUGUCGUUACGUACCUACAGUACCUUACGCUUCGACCGCAGGCCGGUCUCCAAUCCACUCAUUAUUUCGAUAUCGCGCGUGAUUUUUGCAUCAAAAAAUGACUAAUACAACGACGUUGAGACCUGUGGUCUUCACGCCAUCUGCGCCGGUUCGCAACUCUGAUGGCGUGCGCAAUACUAUGAUCGAAGAUGCGCCUCAGGUCUCGCUCCGUCGAGCACCACCAGCACGACUGCAAGCACGUGUGCAAGGCAACACUCCCACGAGCGACGACUUUCCCACUCCCAGAGCCAUUAUCUCGUGCCCCACGACCGAGGGUAGCCCCAGUCUGAGCAGCUCUGAUUCAGAGUCCGAGUCCGAUUACAGCUCGCUCUGGAGUAAACGCAGCUCGGCAAGCUUCGAUGAACUGUACGACAUCACCGAGAGCGAGUCUGAAGAAGUGCCAAUCAAGCUGUCGAGUUCAGUCAAGCGGAGAGUGGGCAAGAAGGACGCCAAGAAUCGCAUUCCUUCCAUCAUUAUUCCAUCUCCCGGACAAUGGCCCACCAUCGACAAGCUGACGUCCGCGUCUGUCCUUUCACCACCGCUCAACAUCAACCUGUCUCCUUCCAUAUUAGCCCAGCUACAGGAGCGCGGUCUGCGAGUACCCAGUACGUCGUCGGCACCCUCUCUGGAUGGUAGCCAAACCUCAGAAGAAUUGACGCCGUCGAGCUGCCCGUCUACUCCUGAUCUAUCUCGAGCAGAUGAAGCAGAGCAAGCAUGGGAACCUCCAGUGCAGCUGAACCCAUCAUCAAUCGACCUGCUCCAGCACAUCAAUAGCGAUGCACAGUCUGAACAGCAUCAUGUACUUCUGGAGGUGCCCGAGGAAGCCACGGCGGAGAUGAGGGAGGUUGCCAAUUCGCCCCCCAUCACUAGUCAUUUCCGGAUUGAUACUCAAAAUUUGUGUCCCCCGACUGAGGAUGCCGAUGACGAGCUUUCCGUGCUCUCGGUGCCAUCGCCAGGAGGCUUCUUCGCCUCUCUUGACUCGACAAUGGCCCGCAAGACAUGGGCAGCUGCAGAGCUGACCCCGACCACUACCACAGCCGCGGAGUUCUACGGUGUACCAUUUCGCCCUGCUCGCAAUGUCGCCCUAGCGACCAGCACUGCAGCAUCGUUCUACAACGUGCCAUGGCCUGCACGUCCAGAAAGCCCUGUAGAGCACCUUGUUUCUGUCGCAAGCCCUACCUCCAAUCAAGAUCCGAUUACUGCACGAAAGAUUGCCUUCUCGCCCACAGAUCUCGUGGACGCAGUGGAUGAGAUUGAUGAGAGCUACGCCGACACUUUGCAGCAAUCUGCUUCCGCGAACAUCGAUCGAACACAGCUGUGGCUGUCUGCCCAGACGACAUACAUGGCUGCCAUCUGCGAGGACGAUGAGGUGUCCAGUGGCCUCCACACCCAGGAAGAGGACAUCACAAAGAUGUCCACGCCGGUGUCCCUGGCAUGUACAGACGAUUCGCCUAACAAGAAAUCCGUUCGUUUCGCAACAGUCGCGACAAGGUCACCCAAGGAAAGCCUGUCAUCUGUUGAGGACCAGCGUGUCUCUCCUAUCCACGAUGGCACAUUCUGGGAGGCAUGGCGACAAAAUAAGCGCUCGCAGCGCGCUCGCGACGUUUUCCAGCACCGACAAGCUCGUGCAGAGGCUGAGCACGUUCGACGUAUUAGCGUGCCAAAGCAGCAUGCGGAUCAACUGCAGGGCAAGUUUGAGACUGUUACCACUCAGCGACCUGCGCCCGCACGUCCGGUAUCCAGCUUGCUGCCUGUAGCAUUGGAGGACGAGAGAAAAGAGCUCAUUGCCGCUGUCGAGCGAGAGCGACAGGCGCUAGAGCUGAUUCAGCCGUCCGCAUGGCAUCUUUCAGCGCAACGCGAAGUCAAUGGCGGCAAGCUUCUUACCAGCCCGAUAGUCACAAGCUUCAAGGGACGUAGGGACGUUAGGAUCUUGGACCUCGCUGGACAAGUUCACUGUAGCUGGGCGUGGACUGUUGCCGAGGAGCAUCCUGACGCCGAGGUCUACACCACUGUCUCGUCUGAUGCUGAAGCUCAUGUGCUGGCAUCCUCGCUCGAUGGGCCAAGCAACCAUCAUGUUGUGACUUCUCCAAAGCUCUGGCAACUGCCAUUCGACAGCGACUAUUUCGAUGUGGUCUCUGCCCGUCAUCUCUACAGUCACCUCAAGACCACAUGGCCCAAGGGAUUUGCCGCUGACGAGUGGGAUCUCACUUUGCGUGAAUGUCUACGCUGCCUCAAGCCAGGUGGAUAUCUAGAAUUUGAUUUGCUCGACGCUGAGCUGGUACACACUGAUGCAGUCAGCCAGGCGCUCGGCGUCGAGUUCGCCUUCAACCUCAAGACCCGAGGCUACGAUCCCUGUGCAGGCAAGAGCUUUCUCCCACGCCUCAGGCAUGCCGGCUUUCGCGACAUCAAGCGCGCCUGGAUGAUACUGCCUGUUGCUGAUGCUGUCCCUCGCUGGAACGACAAACCUGCUGCUACAUCUCAUGAACGAUUCAUUACCAUAGACGACACGGUACAACAGUUUGACCCACCCCUCACGGGGAGCACCGCGGAUGUCCGCGCCAUGACCGGCCUCGUGGGUGCGAGAAUGUGGGAGCAAUGGAUGCUCAAGCUGAACGAUGAGAUGGGUCGCAGUGAGAGUCGUGCCCUGGACGAUGUCGCCCAGGCCCUGGAAGAGGGUGGCAGAGGCAAUGCUGCAUGGCGAUGCCUCGUAGGCUGGGCACGAAAGGAGGAGAUCUGAUGGUUUGCUGAAAUCCAUUGCAUGAGGCGCGCUUCCCAGACCAGGUACGGUAGCUUAGUAUAAUAAUGACGGUAAAAAGUGUAUUGGCUGGUGUUUUGAUGACCUGCAUGCAGUCUAUACGACUAGUAAUUUUCUCAUUCAUUCAUUCAUUCAUUCAUUCAUUCGUUAGUAUUGAUUGCCAUUCGCAGAAGCAUACAUAAGGU